This is a messenger RNA of Colletotrichum orchidophilum, 1722 nucleotides long. Its product is annotated as dihydrolipoyl dehydrogenase. The transcript is spliced from 4 exons. Gene Ontology annotation, cellular component: oxoglutarate dehydrogenase complex; mitochondrion. Gene Ontology annotation, molecular function: flavin adenine dinucleotide binding; dihydrolipoyl dehydrogenase (NADH) activity. The coding region runs from base 1 to 1722 and encodes 573 amino acids. The record is from RefSeq and is a predicted model, not a curated record. NCBI's taxonomy places the organism in Eukaryota, Fungi, Ascomycota, Sordariomycetes, Glomerellales, Glomerellaceae.
AUGGCCGAGAGCUCCAAUUCAAUCCGAAGCUUGCACAACCGCAGCCCGUCCAAACUCAUCCGCCCAUCCACCCGUCCACUCUCGCCUGCCGUGAAUCGCCGUUCAUCAACAGCCCGGCGCAUUCUCUCCCUCUCCAUCACCACCGUCGUCUUUCUUUCUGCUCCUGUCACCGCCUCCGAGCAUCCAUCGGAACUGGUCAUAAUGCUCUCCAGCCGAUUGAUACCGCGCGCUGCAGCCAAAUCGGCUUUCCGAAAACCCUCCCUGCCCGCCGUCGCACCCCAGCUCUCUAGAUGGAGCCGUGCCUACGCCUCAGCCUCUGAGGAGAACGAUCUCGUCGUCAUUGGUGGCGGCGUUGCUGGCUACGUUGCUGCUAUCAAAGCCGGUCAAGAGGGCUUGAAGGUUGCCUGUAUUGAAAAGCGAGGCACCCUCGGUGGAACAUGCCUCAAUGUCGGCUGUAUCCCCUCCAAGGCACUCCUUAACAACUCUCAUCUUUACCACACUAUCAAACACGACACCAAGAACCGCGGCAUCGAUGUUUCCGACGUCCAGAUCAACCUAGAGCAGUUCAUGAAGGCCAAGGACACCGCUGUUGGCGGACUGACCAAGGGCGUCGAAUUUCUCUUCAAGAAGAAUGGCGUCGAAUAUAUCAAAGGUGCUGGCACUUUCGUCAACGAGAACGAGAUCAAGGUCUCUCUCAACGACGGUGGCGAGACCUCUGUCAAGGGCAAGAACAUUUUGAUUGCGACUGGUAGCGAGGCUACUCCCUUCCCUGGUCUCGAGAUCGACGAGAAGCGCGUCGUUACCAGCACUGGUGCGCUGUCUCUCGAUAAAAUUCCGGAGUCCCUUGUUGUCAUUGGUGGUGGCAUCAUUGGCUUGGAGAUGGCUUCCGUUUGGUCUCGUCUCGGUUCCAAGGUGACCGUUGUUGAGUUCCUCGGCCAGAUUGGUGGCCCCGGAAUGGACGCUGAGAUUGCCAAGAGCUCUCAAAAAAUCCUCAAAAAGCAGGGCAUUACCUUCAAGACGGGCACCAAGGUCCUCAGCGGCGACAAGGGCGGCGACAAGGUCAAGCUGGAGGUUGAUUCUGCCAAGGGUGGCAAGCCGGAGACGCUCGACGCCGACGUCGUCCUAGUCGCUAUCGGCCGCAGACCUUACACUGGCGGACUGGGCCUGGAGAACAUUGGUCUAGACCUUGAUGAGCGAGGACGUGUCAUUAUCGAUUCCGAGUACCGCACCAAGAUUCCUCACAUCCGAUGUGUUGGCGACGUCACCUUUGGACCCAUGCUGGCGCACAAAGCCGAGGAAGAGGCUGUUGCUGUCGUCGAAUACAUCAAGAAGGGCCACGGCCACGUCAAUUACGGCGUCAUCCCGUCCGUCAUGUACACCCACCCCGAGGUUGCGUGGGUUGGCCAGAGCGAACAGGACCUCAAGUCGCAAGACAUCCCUUAUCGAGUCGGCUCCUUCCCUUUCAGCGCCAACUCCCGCGCCAAGACGAACCUGGACACUGAGGGUAUGGUCAAGAUGCUGGCUGAUCCUGAAACGGACAGAAUUUUGGGAGUUCACAUUAUCGGUCCCAACGCUGGCGAAAUGAUUGCGGAGGCCACCCUAGCUCUCGAAUAUGGUGCAUCCAGCGAAGACAUCGCCAGAACUUGUCAUGCUCACCCCACUCUGGCUGAGGCUUUCAAAGAGGCGGCCAUGGCCACUUACUCGAAGCCAAUCCACAUGUAA